GUUGCGCGCCGCUGCCGGGUGUGGUCAGAUGGUGCCCACCCGAGCUUCGCCACCUGGCGGCGCCGGCCAUCGGGGAGGGGGCGAGGGGUCCUGGACACCCAACUCCAGCCGGGAACUUCAUUGCUUUUAAUUUGGGAGCAAGCAGGAGAUUGAGGGGAGGCGACCCGGCGCGGUGCGUGCGGUGAGGCCGCUGGGGUAGCGGAGGUGCCUCCCCCAGAGAAGCCAGCUGGGGCAGCGUCCCGCGGGGAAGAUGAGCGGCACCAGCGCCAGGUCCAACCACCUGUCGCAGCCGGUCGUCAAGAGCGUGCUGGUGUACCGCAACGGGGACCCCUUCUUCGCUGGGCGCCGCGUCGUCUUCCAGGAGAAGAAGGUGUCCAGCUUCGACGUCUUCCUGAAGGAGGUGACAGGCGGCGUUCAGGCGCCCUUUGGGGCGGUCAGGAACAUCUACACUCCCAGGACUGGCCACCGCAUCCGGAAGCUAGACCAGAUCCAGAGCGGGGGCAACUACGUGGCGGGAGGCCAGGAAGCCUUCAAGAAACUCAAUUACUUGGACAUAGGAGAAAUCAAGAAAAGACCAAUGGACGUUGUUAAUACAGAGGUGAAACCAGUAAUCCACAGCAAGAUCAAUGUGUCAGCUCGCUUUAGAAAACCGCUUCAGGAACCCUGCACUAUCUUCUUGAUUGCAAAUGGAGACCUCAUAAACCCAGCUUCUCGCCUCCUCAUCCCUAGAAAAGCCUUGACUCAGUGGGAUCAUGUACUGCAGAUGGUCACGGAAAAAAUAACUCUGAGGAGCGGGGCUGUCCACAGGCUUUAUACUUUAGAAGGAAAACUUGUUGAGAGUGCAGCAGAGUUGGAGAACGGGCAGUUUUACGUGGCUGUCGGCAGAGAUAGGUUUAAGAAAUUGCCAUAUAGUGAAUUACUUUUUGACAAGUCAACAAUGAGAAGGCCUUUUGGUCAGAAGGCUUCUUCACUACCUCCUAUUGUAGGAUCCAGAAAGUCUAAAGGGAGUGGAAAUGAUCGCCAAUCUAAAUCAACCAUUGGAUCCAGCGACAACUCAUCUCCUCAGCCCCCCAAGAGGAAAGGGAAAAAAGAAGAAGUGAAUUCAGAAAAACAGACAAAAGUGAAACAAAAUGUAAAGUUAAAGAAUUCACAACAAGCAAUUCCAAGUAGUGAUGAAGGCGUUUUCAAAGCUGGUGCAGAGAGGUCUGAAAUGCGAGGGGCAGCAGAAGUCCAUGAAGAUGAAGACACUCAGGUUGAGGUUCCAGUUGAUCAGAGGCCAGCAGAAAUAGUAGAUGAGGAAGAAGACGGAGAGAAAGCAAACAAGGAUGCAGAACAGAAAGAAGACUUUUCAGGAAUGAACGGUGACAUUGAAGAUGAAGGAGGUAGGGAGGCUGCAGACGCCCCCGAGCAAGUCGAGGAGAUCCUGGACCACAGUGAGGAGCAGGCAGCUCCCCUGCGUGUCAACGUAGGCACCGAUGAAGAAAAUGGGGAGGAACUGGACCAGGCCCAUAAUGAGCUUCAACCAGCCAUGGAGGAGGAAAGAAAGUCUCAAGGAGCUGGUAACGAACAAGAUGAGGCUGAAUUAGAUCCUCAAAGACCACCAAGGCCAGAAGUAAAAAUUACUAGUCCACAAGAAAAUGAAAACAACGAACAAAACAAGGACUAUGCUGUCGUGGCAUAGAUGAGUUUUAAAAAGAGAAUAUAUGGAUUGUAAGAAAAAUUAAGGGUGGUAAUACUUGAAUAAUAAGCACAUAGUUAUUGUUAAACAUAAUGUGAUGCUAUGGUUGAAUACUACCUACUGAAUUUUAAUAUUAGAAGCCCAAUGGAAAGACUCUAUUAACUUUUAAUAGCUACUAAAGGAGAAUAACUUAUUUUUAUGGCGUAUGUUUUUGAAAGUCAUAUACAGAAAUUAAAUUAGAGGGACAGAGGAGAAUUUCCACUGGAAGACAGUUGGCCACUUGUCUUUGUAAGGGAUCAAAAAAAAUAGGAUUACUCCUAUUGUAUACUUUAUUAUAAAUUUAGAAGUGAGAUUAUUAGAUAGCAGCUUAUUCUAAAGCACUUAUCUAAGAAGGCAUAGAAUUUUAAAGAAUUGGUAAUAGGAAGACACGCACUAUUUUCUUAAAGCAAUAAAUUCUUGAAUGUACAAGUUGCAAUUUAAUUUCAGAGACAAUUUGGUGAUGGCAAUAGAUUGAAAUGUUUCCAUGACUUGUUGACAUGCCUUUCUUUCUUCCUCCGUAGCCAAAAUACACCUUAGCUGACCUAAAAAGACAAUGAAUGCAAGAGUGUUCACUUUGGUAGGAGGAAGCAUUCUUUCAGGGUAUUAGUGACUAGUAUUUCAUAGCUUCCCUGAAGUGCAUUUAGGUUACAGUGCUUGUGGCUGUAGUGGCUCACAUUCAGGAGGGGAUCAUAAAGGAAUACCCAGUUAUGUUGCUGAGCCUGCCUGGAUGAUUUGCAAAUACUGGAAAUCCUAUGGAUUUUCAGUGAUCCAGUUGACCUUUACCAAUACUAUCCCUCCCUUCUCCCUCAUGUUUUUAUAUUAGAAAACUCCAUAUUGGUUAUUCCAAAGAUUGAAUUCUCCUCAAAUAGUUUUUUUUUUUUUUUUUUGCUUUUUACAUAAAAUAAGACAGUAUAAUAGGAAAAAAAGGGAAGGCUAUAUGAAGAGGUGGUGACUGCUCAAUUUCACUUGCUUUUAGCCUUAUUUCUGUUAAAACUUCCUUGUGGUAUUUUUACCGCUAGGGUUGUCAGCAAAUACUUAUUUUUCCUACUUGGAUAUAUUUAGACUUUCAAGCAAAUUCCUUUCUGUAUAAUUAGAAGCCAUCAGAUAGAAAGAAAUUGUUGAAACAAACUUUAAAAAUUGUCAUAAUGAAACCAGUUCCUGAUUCCAACUUUGUGGACUGAUUAAAUUAUAGUUGCCUUGUGAGGAGUGUACGGGGAAAAAUGUAAUUGCAUUAGUUUUUUUGAUUCUUAAGAGAUGAUGCUAUUCUUCCUUAAACAUAGAAGUAAUAUGUUUUUCUCAUAUUAAAGAAUAUAUUUCUAAUUAUGUAGAGUUGUAAAUUUGAAAAUUUAACUUCUAGUGCUUUUGUAGAAUUCAUCAUAAAUCAUAAAUUUAAGAUUUUUCCCUUCCAGGUUUCAAAACCAAGCAUUUAGAAUCAAAAUAAUUGGUAGUUAUGUAAAGCACUUAAUAAUACUGCAGAAAAUGGAUGUAUUUUUUUCCCCUAAGAGCUAUUUUAUUAUUUUCCACAAAUAGGAAGUAUAAGCAGAGAAUAUAAUGUAACAGUAUUUGAAAGAGAUAAUGAAUGACACAAGUAUAUAGUAAUCUGGGAGAAUGAAUUAUAAAAUGGGUACUAUAUUUCUGGUGUAAAAUCUAGAUUGUGCUUUCUACUAGUAGGCUUACUCUUUCAAAUGGUCUACACUGUGGACUACAAGCAACAGUCUUGUGUUGUUAGGGAAAUAGACCCACUGGACUUUUAAUAUCAAAUUCACACACUAUUCCAGGGUCUGGAGUCAAUGAUUUUAGAUAGUUUUUAAAAAUAAGGGAUUAAAUGUAAGAAAUUCUAACUAAUUAUCAAGGUGAUUCUUUCUCUUUUCCUUCUUUAAUGAAGAGUUUCUCUUUCUCUUGUUCUUCAUUAAUAAAGAUAUUUCUCCUGUUUUUCCUUCUGUCCUUUUCUUCACGAUACUAUAAAGCUUUAGUUAGGUUUUAGGGAACUCCUUAGAGUCAUUUUAAUGAAGCACAACACUGAUAUUUUACAUGAAAAUGACAUGUGGUGUUUUAAGGAUACUUCAAAGGUAAUAGGCCAUAAUAACUGUAAGAAAAAAAAUUUUAAAAUGGGGACAUAGUCUUGUGUGUACCUAUUUUACCAUCUGUUGACAACACAUAAUUGUGACCUACCUUGAGGAGAUGAGUAAUAACUUAUCACUUUAAAACUUUGCACAUAUAUAUUACUAAAAAGAAAAAAAGAAAGAAACAUGUCACCUAACCAAGGAAGAAAUCAUUUUAAGAGAAUUACAAUUGUGGAUAACACUUUGGGGAUGACUUUAACAUAACUGCUGAAAGUUCAUUGACCUCACAAUUAUGUCGGUUUUCUCUGUGGGGAAUGGUAGUCUCCUUGGCAGACUAGCUCCUCAAAUUAUGCGAGACUUACUGACAGAUCUGGGACCUUUAAUGUGAGUGGAUGGAAGAGAUCUGGGACAGGCUUCGUGUAUUGUUUUCUAGAGAGAGGGUGCUAUGAAAAACUUACGUUGCUUUUAUGAGAUAACCAGUAUAAUGCUUUGAGACGUUCAUUCUUUGUGAUGCUGAAUACAUAGAUUUCAUAGUUUUAAUUUUAUGAAACUUUUAUUAAACUUAACUGGAUUUUAAGACACUUGUAAACAACUGGUUUGUUAGUGAAAUUGGAACAUUAGGAGCAAUUGCAGGGCAUUGCGAAGAUUUUUGACUGAAGUCAUUUUCAGGAUAAGGAUAUUUUAUCUGACUAAGCUUCUGUUAAAAUAGCUAUUGAGGGCCCAUUGACAUCUUGUUAUAAAAUAAGGUAAUAUGACCGUAAGAUAUCUUUUUACUCAUUAUUUUUCUCUGUGGCCAUAGGAUGACUUUUUAUUUAUUAAGAUUUUUUUUCUUAGGUCUUCUGGGGAAUAUUAGAAUGCCGGACUGCUAAGAAGAGUAUGAUACUAUCAUACCUCCUGUUUUACUCUGAAAGUGUUAAUUCUUGCCAUGGUGGGUAAAGACAGAACCAUCCCAUGCAUAUGUGGCUGAGAAUUAGUCAGAUAUCUCGGCAGGCUCACAAUUGUGAAGUCAUACUAAUAUGAAAUUAUGCUAACUCUUCCAGUUUAUAUCUCAUAAACUACCAUCCUCAAAAUUUUCACUAAAUGACCUACCUUAUACCCAAAGGGUGAAGUUCAUUCACCUAGAAAAAAAUCUGUGUAUUUAAAAUUGUGAGCGGCGUUCAUUUUUUUGCUCAAGUAGCAAAAGCAAAGUUUAAAAAGUAGAUUAAUUGCUAAUAGCAUCACAUCUGAACUGUUGCCAAUCUGAACAGAAA
This is a messenger RNA of Microcebus murinus (gray mouse lemur), 5030 nucleotides long. It is a transcript of the gene DCDC2, whose product is annotated as doublecortin domain containing 2. The record is from RefSeq and is a predicted model, not a curated record. Gene Ontology annotation, biological process: neuron migration; dendrite morphogenesis; intracellular signal transduction. Gene Ontology annotation, cellular component: microtubule; axoneme; microtubule organizing center. NCBI's taxonomy places the organism in Eukaryota, Metazoa, Chordata, Mammalia, Primates, Cheirogaleidae.